This is a messenger RNA of Micropterus salmoides (largemouth bass), 1993 nucleotides long. RefSeq names its product solute carrier family 25 member 40 (gene slc25a40). The transcript is spliced from 10 exons. The record is from RefSeq and is a predicted model, not a curated record. Gene Ontology annotation, biological process: mitochondrial transmembrane transport. Bases 177 to 1217 code for a protein of 346 amino acids. Lineage: Eukaryota; Metazoa; Chordata; Actinopteri; Centrarchiformes; Centrarchidae.
CUGUGUAAACUGACAAGCUAGCUAGGGUUACAACAACCCUUGAACAUGCACACGUGAGUAAGCAAGGAUUAGAGGCUGUAGGACAGUGAUAACUCUCAUACUGUCGGGAACUAAAAAACCUGAGAGGCACGUGUGUUCAUGGAAGACUUCGUUGAGGUAAUUUAGCAGAAGGAAGUAUGAGUGGUGAAAGUCCUGCUUCUUCAGCCGGUUAUGGCAUUACUCCACUCCAACAGAUGGUGGCGUCCUGCUCCGGAGCCAUCCUCACAUCUUUGUUUGUUACACCUUUGGAUGUUGUGAAGAUCAGAUUGCAAGCACAGAAAAAUCCCUUCCCCAAAGGGAAAUGCUUUGUCUACUGCAAUGGACUUAUGGACCACAUAUGUGUUUGUGAAAACGGCAGCUCCAAGGCCUGGUACAAAGCCAGCGGUCACUUUAAUGGCACACUGGAUGCCUUCGUCAAGAUCGUACGCCAUGAAGGAUUAAAGGCAUUAUGGAGCGGCCUACCUCCAACGCUUGUGAUGGCAGUCCCAGCUACAGUGAUCUACUUCACGUGCUAUGACCAGCUGUGUGCAGUGCUGAGGGUCAGGAUGGGAGACCACGCUCAGGAGGCCCCUCUUCUGGCAGGAGCUAUCGCUAGAGUGGGUUCAGCGACGGUGAUCAGCCCUCUGGAGCUGAUUCGCACGAAGCUGCAGUCUCAGAAACAGUCGUACAGGGAGCUGACUGAUUGCAUCCGCUCGGCAGUGCAGAGAGAAGGCUGGCUGUCUCUGUGGCGGGGUUUGGGGCCCACACUCCUCCGAGACGUGCCCUUCUCUGCCAUAUACUGGUACAACUAUGAGAAGGGCAAGAGUUGGCUGUGUGAAUGGUACAACACCAGAGAACCCACGUUUACUAUAACCUUCAUAUCCGGAGCGGUGUCUGGCUCUAUUGCAUCCAUUGUAACGUUACCUUUUGACGUCGUCAAGACGAGAAGGCAGGUUGAGCUGGGAGAGCUACAAGCAAAGAAUUUGUCGUGUCAGGUCUCCUCCUCCACCUUCAGAGUGAUGAGCAGGAUCGUGGCACAGGACGGCUUUAGUGGACUUCUUGCAGGUUUCCUCCCCAGGCUGAUCAAAGUGGCCCCAGCCUGUGCCAUCAUGAUCAGCACUUAUGAGUUUGGGAAGGCCUUUUUCCGCAAACAUAACCAGGAGAGGAUACUAGGGUCUCUGCAAACCAGCAACUCUUGAUUUUCUUUUCCAGUUUUUAGUCAUUUCUCUCCAAACACCUCUACAACCACACCUUGAAGGAAAAGGCUUAUGUUGCCAAAUUAAUAACACAAGCAGAAAUGGAAUUUAAAAAAUGAACUGCUUGACCCAUUUCUGCAUUACAAGACAUUAUAGAAGAUCAAAAUGUAUAUCAAAAGCUUUUUAUUAGAAUAUUAUAUGGUUUUAUGUUUCCUGCUAUAGAUAAUGUGUGUACAACUGAGCUGUGUUCUUUGAUGUAUUUAUCAGCCAGCAGAUGGCAGUCACAUUUUUGUUAAUAUGUAAUUUUCCAGGUUCCACAUGUGGCGCUCUCCCUGGGAUCAUGUGCAUUGUGCCUGAAGUCCUUACAUUAGAGUUGUAUGAUUAAUUUCUAUUUUAUUCCUCUGUGUGUCACCCCGGGUUUCCUUCCCGGACACCAAAAGAGGAUCUCCGUGUUUUUGCACUUCCACUCCAAUCCCCUGUAACGUGUAAAUGUGUGUGACAGACAAACGCACAAAAAGCUUAUAUCAUGCCAGUACAGUGUGAGUGUAAAGCUAUGAGUGUUUUUUUUCAAUUUGACAAGAGACUGUGGAAGAGGACUGUGACACACGUAAAUGAAAAUGUGAAGUACCUGAUUGACUUUGUUGACUUUAUUCAAGCUUUGUCAACACACCUGUUGCCAACAAGAAACUAAUGUCACUAUCAAAUUUUCACUGUUUUAAUAAGUGGAGUUUAUUCAAAAUGAUAAAAAGGCAAACAAAUCCAAUAAAACAUCUGCUGUA